Molecule: messenger RNA, 2527 nt
Organism: Myotis brandtii (Brandt's bat)
Lineage: Eukaryota; Metazoa; Chordata; Mammalia; Chiroptera; Vespertilionidae
Gene: AKAP19
Product: chromosome unknown open reading frame, human C2orf88
Exons: 2
Coding region: 1052-1411 (119 amino acids)
Molecular function (GO): protein kinase A regulatory subunit binding
Source: RefSeq, a predicted model, not a curated record
UGCGCGCCGUGUCCGCCGCCUCUGCCCGUCCCGCACCGGGAACUCCGGUUCCAGCGUCGUGUUCGCCAUCAAACAGCUGUUACCGAUGGAGACUUAGCCUCCCGGGAAGGGCGCCUCCCACCCUCGGCGUCUCCCGGCCCAGCUCCGGGCGCUGGAGCCUCCCUCCUCCUCCUCCUCCCUCCUCCCUCCUCCCCCGCAGACCCGUGUCCACAGAACCCACGGCUUCCCCCGGCACCUGGCCAGCCCACCUGUGGCACCACGUGCGGGUUCUGCGGGAGAGCUGCCGCCUGGUCCAUGGAGAGUCCAGGACAAAAACGACAGUCCGGGCACGGGAGCUCCAACGCGGCCCGAGCCAGCGUGGCCUCCUCCGCCCACAGCCUUCAGAUCCCGAGCCGGGGCGGCGGGGCGAAGGGGGUCUCCAUCAGCUCAGGCGGCAGACGGAGUCAGCACAGCCCCUGCGCUCCCUGGGCAGCCUCCUGUCUCCCUCACUCGGCCCCUGAGCUGCAGGCCCUUCCCCCGCUGAACUCAGUCAUCGGCCUCACCGGACAGUGGACAGUGGACAGUGCCGCGGGCAGUGGCUCCGGCCUCCGCACGGAGUCGCCAAUGCAGUGAUGCAUCUGCCCAUUUCUUCAGCGCAAACCUUUUUUCCUGGUAUUACUUUCAGCCUCCAAUUUCCACUGCCAUGUGUUUGAAUCCUGAUGGUGGCAUCGUCCACCUUGUUACCCUACCGGCCGGCCAGUCACCUGCACAGGCGGUGAGGGGCUGAGGACAGCGGGACAGGCCCCUUUGCUGUGCGCCUCUGGGAGCCUGUGCCCCGCAGACGGCCCUGACUUUGGGAGCCCAGUUUUGGAGCCUGGCCCUGACCCCUGCCAGCUUCGUGACCUUGAGAAACUUCUCCAUGUUAAUGACAUUAGGCAGACGCCCCAUGUGAAGAGGGGAAGGGGCGCCAUCCAGGUGCCGGGGAGCACGGUCAGCAUCCCGUGGACAGGCGUUUCCCAAGAUGCUGCUGAGGUAGCCUCCGGGCCGGUCACGGUCACGGCGUCCGCGCAGCAUGGGCUGCAUGAAGUCCAAGCAGACCUUCCCCUUCCCCACCACCAUCGAGAGGUGUGAGCCGCGGGUGCCGACGCCCGUCACCCAGGACGUGGAGGACGUGGAGGACGUGGAGGAGGUGGAGGGCGUGGAGGAGGAGGUGGAGGUGGAGGAGGUGCAGGCGGUGGAGGAGGUGCAGGCGGUGGAGGAGGCGGAGGAGCCCGCACAGCCCGCAGAGCCCAAAGUCGUGGUGUCCAAGUUCGCGCACCGCCUGUCGCAGGAGAUCCUGAGCGGCGCCCUGCAGCAGUGGGCGGACAGCAACGCCAAGUACGCGGACAUCCCGUUCAUCGAGAGCGACGGCCUCGGCGUGGCCCAGCGGUGACGCAGCGGGGCUGCGGGCAGAGUCGGUGCUAGUUCACAUACAUGAAACAGAAGCAAAACGUCGUAUGAAUAAACACAUGUGACUCCUUCUAAUGUAAAGGCCAGUCUAUGACAGUCGCCACAGGAUAGGCCCCAGGUGAAAUGUGUCUGCAGCAGGUGCUCCCUGUGGUGGGAGUUCAGCGGAGAGGGCGAGCCACAGGCCUGUGGUCCCGCCGCCAUCAGGGUGCCACGGCGCAGCACUGUGCCCGAGACAGGACAGCAGCGCCAUCAAUAAAAACGCAAUAGUGCCCAAGGCUCCAAGCGGCCUAGAGACACCCCUGAACUAACUAGUACCUGUUGCUCCUUUACACUGAAACCCCACGGCAUGGAGAGGAUUUUUCGGGAAAUGCCGUGGCAGUGGUGGUGCUCGAGCCACAGGGAUUCGCAGUGGGUUCUGUUUGUCAGAACCAUGUGCGUCCAGGAUCCCCAUCUCCUACCCCAAUGGCCCCGCUUUAGGAAUCAGCUCUGAGGAGAGAGCCCCUGGGAGCCUGUCCUUUGGACACGUCCGCUGCCCUGGCCGGGGCUCGGGGGGUGGGAGUGGGGUCCGUACACCCAAAGGCUGUGGCUUGAUUCCCGUCAGGGUCCAUACCGAGGUUGUGGGUUCAAUCCCUGAUCGGGGCAACCAAUCGAUGUUUCUCUCUUCCCCUUCCUCUCUCUCUCAAAACAAUAAAAACAUCCUGGAGUGAGGGUUAGAGAGACAAGAGUGUUAUGCUUUCAUCUGUGACAUGUUCCGCCUUGAACCUCAGGACCCUCGGCACCGCCCUGAGCAGAUGACCCAGACUCUCCGUGGAAGGCACUUCCUAAGGCAGUUGAUGGAGUCCUGGCAGUAACGUUCAGUACAGGAACCAAGCCCCGGGGACAGAACCAGCUGGGUGCCGGUAGGAACAGCGACCGGCCACGGCAGGGCCUGGGCGUGGUGCUGAGCCUGCGCCAGGCUUUGCUCCCAGCGAGGUGCAGGGCUCGAGGCUGCUGCUUAUUGUGACACUGUCCUAGGGCAUUUACCGCCAUACACGGUGCUGUUCUCAUAAAGCUGACUUUCCAGGAAGCUUUUUAAAAGGAAUCUAGGACCGUUUGAGAU